UUUUAUAGCAAGCUCACAGUUGCUUUAAAUUAGAAAAGUUGGCAAGUAUCCGAGGAAAAGAGUGGGAGCUGAUUUAGCUGAGACAGACAGUUACAAAACUCAAUACAAGAGCAUCAAGCUUCAAAUAAGUUUUCACGAAGUAUGGUAUUUGUCAUCACGGCGUUUAAAAUUGUUUUAAAGGAUUUUGAAUCACCAACAAUUACCUGUUGGCUUGAAUUUACAACUCUUACACUACCCAAACGGAGCAUGUUGCUUUCCCUGAAAAAUCCGAUGUCAUCUACUUGAGUGUAAAGAAACCAGUGGACUCUGAUUUCCUUGAAUGCUGUAAAUUAGCUCUGAAGGAAUGGACAACUCCAACAAAAAAGCCCACACAACUCUUCUGAGAAGCCAGUAAGGGAACUAGAAAAAUCAGCUUGGCUUGCAAAAUCUCACCUGACCCAUGACUGACUCUCUGCUAAGGCAACACUAAUUUAAGACACCGUCGUACAUCAGACCCAAGGAUGUUUGUGUUGCUUUACAUUACAAGUUUUGCCAUCUACACAAGCGAACAACCUCUUCAAAGCCAGUUCAAAGGAGAAAAUUACUACACCAGAUACAUCUGCAGCAUCCCUGGUUUGCCAGGCCCUGCAGGUCCCCCCGGAGCCGGCGGAUCCCCGGGGCCACACGGACGCAUUGGUCUUCCAGGAAGAGAUGGUAGAGAUGGCAGGAAGGGAGAAAAAGGUGAAAAAGGGAGCGCAGGUUUAAGAGGAAAGACUGGGCCAUUAGGACCAGCAGGAGAGAAAGGAGACCAAGGUCAGUCUGGUAAAAAAGGACCUGGAGGAUUGACUGGUGCCAAAGGUGAAGUAGGUCCAGCUGGACCACCUGGACCUAAGGGAGAUAAAGGAGACCGAGGAGAGCCAGGUGCACCAGGGGUCUGUAAGUGUGGAAAGAUAGUGCUGAAAUCUGCCUUUUCUGUUGGCAUCACCACCAGCUACCCAGAGGAAAGAUUACCAAUUGUAUUCAAUAAAGUCCUCUUCAAUGAGGGGGAGCAUUACAACCCUUCCACAGGGAAGUUUAUUUGUGCCAUCCCAGGGAUUUAUUAUUUUUCUUAUGAUAUCACCUUAGCAAAUAAGCAUCUUGCGAUUGGGCUGGUUCACAAUGGGAAGUACCGGAUAAAGACAUUCGAUGCCAACACAGGCAACCAUGAUGUAGCUUCUGGAUCCACAGUGAUCUACCUUCAGCCAGAAGACGAAGUAUGGCUUGAGAUCUUCUACACUGACCAAAAUGGUCUCUUUUCCGAUCCAACAUGGGCAGACAGUUUGUUUUCUGGAUUUCUCUUAUACGUUGACACAGAUUACCUUGAUGCUUUAUCAGAUGAAGAUGAGCUCUGAAGCAGAUGAUAUCAAAUGACAUUCAAACUGGACACCCCAGCACAGGAUUUUAUCUAGAUGUGUGAGGGCCACGAAGUGGAAAAAAAAAUAAUCUGGGAAUUUAUUUUUGCUUUGAUAUGAACCAAAUCUGAGCUCAUAAGGAUCUUCCUAGAAUCUAAGCUGGAUUUUUUACCGAACAGCAGGGAUAUCGAAAGGAACUGUAAUUAACAAAUGACUGCAUCACUCCAGGACUGACUCCUCCUGAAAGUUAUGUUUAUAAUACUAUUUAAACAAAUUUAAGAUACUGUACAUUGGAUUUUAUAUAAAAUAUAUUAAGUUGCAAUGUAGAAUGGAUAUUUUGUAUAAGACAUUAAAGUAAAAUUGAACAAUUUAUGGUAAUAUCAUCUUUGGUCAUUUUAAGACAGGAAAUACAUUAAAAACAGAUAAAACUUUGAUUUAAAAAAAAGGAAGGGAAUACAGUAGGAAUGUCUGCUUCAGGAUGCAGCUGAACAGGUCACAAGGACAGUCUCAUCUGUUAUUUACAUCAACAAAUGAUAUUCAUAAUUAACUAACCUCCUAAUAUGAAGAUUUGUGCUAGCUAAGGACUGCACAAUGACAGUCAUAAAAGAACAGAAAAAGGUAUUAAACAUACAAAAUAAUUAAAACGUGGAAGAUCUGAAAACUUGGAGGUAGACAAUCAGUAUACAAAGUGGGUAUUUUCAGUAUAAUUCCAAGUAGGUGUGCUAUUCUUUCAGUGAUAUU
Molecule: messenger RNA, 2111 nt
Organism: Grus americana (Whooping crane)
Lineage: Eukaryota; Metazoa; Chordata; Aves; Gruiformes; Gruidae
Gene: C1QTNF7
Product: C1q and TNF related 7
Exons: 4
Coding region: 501-1370 (289 amino acids)
Molecular function (GO): protein binding
Source: RefSeq, a predicted model, not a curated record